Molecule: messenger RNA, 636 nt
Organism: Laccaria bicolor S238N-H82
Lineage: Eukaryota; Fungi; Basidiomycota; Agaricomycetes; Agaricales; Hydnangiaceae
Exons: 7
Coding region: 1-636 (211 amino acids)
Source: RefSeq, a predicted model, not a curated record
AUGGCACGGAUUCCGUUUUCCCUCACCUACCCUGACUUCCAUCCCUUGCCUCUCUUGCCUCCAUCGCUCAACCCCCUCUUUGCUGCGGCCAACCCCCUCCAGGUGACGCGCUCAACGCUACGCCACGUGGAGCUCGGCUCCCAUCACGUCCUCGCCUUCAAGAGGCCAUUUCGUUUGCCCGUGAAGCGGGGGAUCUACAAGAUUGACUGCACGGCGCACGCACACGCGCACGACACUUUAUCACCACUAGGGCGACCGUUACCGACUCUCACACUCCCCAUCCAUCCCUCCCCACAUCCCUCCCAUCAACAGUCGCCAUUCAAGUUCAUCACGACGUCGCCUCUCAGUGACAUUGUCCCGACUCAGCCAUGCCACAACCAACACCCUGAUGUGCUGUCCCCUUCCGUCGUCGCAACUGGCACCCACAUUGCCGCCCCUUCAAAAACCAACACCCAAAACUACCUCACCAUCCCACCACGCGCCAUUCCCGCCUCGCACUCCAACCUCUCCGUGCGGUCCUCCUCCUUCUGCAUGAGUCCUGCACUCUCACACAUAUUAUUAUCUGCAAUAUCAUGUGCAUUUCAUGAAUUCAAGGCAGCACCAGGGCAGCACAAACAUACGGCCAAUGUGAUAUAG